AGAGCUUGCGGACUUUUGCGACGCAAGUUAGCCAAUUGUUGUAAACAUUAGCAUUAUACAACAUUUAAGCUAGCGGACCUUUGCAAUGCAAGUUAACCAGUUGUUUUAAACACAUUAGCAUUAUACAACAUUUAAGCUAGCAGACUUUUGCCAUGCAAGUUAGGGUUUAGGGUUUAUGGGGGAAACAAUCUGGUCGACAUUAGCAUUAUAUAUCUUUUAAGGUAGCGGCCUUUUGCUAUGCAAGUUAGCCAAUUGUUAAGUUGAGCAUUAUAUAGCAUUUAAGGUUGCAGACUUUUCCUAUGGAAGUUAGCCAAUUGUAGUAAACAUUAGCAUUAUACAACAUUUAAGCUAGCGGACCUUUGCUAUGCAAGUUAACCAAUUGUUUUAAACACAUUAGCAUUAUACAACAUUUAAGCUAGCGGACCUUUGCUAUGCAAGUUUGCCAAUUGUUGUAAACAUUAGUAUUAUAUAUCUAAUGGUUUGGUAACCUUGUUAUCAAAAUUCUGGUGCGCACCACAUUGUUUCUCGUGCCUAUCCGGUGGGUACGUCAAACUAUCACCUAUCAAGUCAAACUAUCUGGUAAUCAUUAGCAUUAUUGCACACUGAUUUGUUUCUGGUGCGCACCACAUUGAUUCUCGUGCGUAACAGGAACAAUAUGGUGUGCACCAGAAACUAUCUGGUGCGCUGCAGAAAAAAAAUCUGUUGUGCACCACAUUGAUUCUUGUGCGCACCAGGAAAAAUCUGGUGCGCACUCGAAGCAAUCUCGUAAACAUUAGCAUUAUUGCACAUUGAUUUGUUUCUGGUGCGCACCAUAUUGAUUCACGUGCGUACCACUUUGAUUCUUCUGCGCACCAAAAAUAAUCUUGUGAGCACCACAUUGAUUCUCGUACGCACCAGGAACAAUCUGGUGUGCACCACAUCUUUUCUGGUGCUCAUUAGAAACAAUAUGGUAAACAUUAGCAUUAUUGCACAUUGAUUUGUCUCUGGUGCGCACAAUAUUGAUUAACGUGUGCACCACAUUGAUUCACGUGCGCAUCAGAAACAGUCUGGUCCGCACCACAUUGUUUCUUGGGCGCACCAGGAACAAUCUGGUGCUCACCACAUUGAUUCUCAUGCACAAAAGAAACAACCUGGUGUGCACCAGAAACUAUUUGGUGCGCAGCAGAAACAGUCUAGUGCGCACCACAUUGCUUCUCGUGGACACCAGAAACAUUCUAGUAAACAUUCAUCUUAAAUAGCAUUUAAGCUCGCAGAUUUUUGCAAUGCAAGUUAGCCAAUUGCAAUUGCUUCCGCUAGCUUAAAUGCUCUCAUAAAAUGCUAAUGAUUACCCUUUAGGUACUCCAUAUGUAGAUGUCAGAUAUUGUAGGAAAUGGGUUUUUAAAGACACAAAAAAAAUUAGCGUUCAUGUUGUGACGUCAGUUAUACCCACACAUACGCACACUUACAGACGCAAACAUGUGAUAAAGAUUAUUAAUUACCGUAAUUUUCGGACUAUAAGGUGCACCUGAGUAUAAGCCGCCACCCACCAAAUUUGACACGAAAAGGGCAUUUGCACUAAACUAUAAGUCCUCACUGUGUUAUGGGAUAUUUACACCAAAAGAUAUUAACCGGGAACACUUUAUUUGACAGCGCCAUCAUACGACCGUCAUAAUACCAAUUGAACCACCAUGAAGCUUUGAACCAAUCGGCUGUGAAGCUUCAUUGCUUGAAGAAGCUUCAUUUGGCCAUCACUGCUCCCUUGGGGGAGACAGUCCCCCAGAGUAUGCUGCCACCUGCUGUCAACACUGUUGUUGUCCAACAUGCCUCCUAGCAUGCAUUACUACGCUACAGAUGUAAAUAACAAUCUAAAUACAUGUUCUGUGCUAAUUAUUUCUUCAGUUACUGUUCAAGUUGUUUCAUUAUUUGCUAGUUAUGGUAUUUAGUAACACUUUAUUUGACAGCGGCGCCAUAAGACCACCAUAAUUAUGACAUGACACUGUCAAGUGCAUUAUAGAACGCUUAUAACGGAUGUCAUUUAGCGUUAUCUGGAAAAUUAUCUCACUUUUGAAUGCAUGUAAAACAUCUGUGCUAGACAUAAAUAGAGUUAGUGACAUAAUUUGCCGUAAUAUGUAUAUAUUAAACAUUAUUUGCACACAUGAUAAAGGUAUUGUUAAUCCCUUUAAAGUAAAACUUGAUUUUUGAUUAAAACCAGAAAUGUCGCUCUUUGCAUUGUGAUUGGUCCAAACCAUAGGUGUGUUAAAUCAGGAAUGACACCGUCGCUCUCUGGUGACGUCAUUUCCCCCCCGAACGGACAAAGGGGCGUGUUGACCGAAGCCAGGCGGGGGUAGGACGCGCACGGAGCGGCUACGUAGAUUCUUCUCCGUCCGCUCCCUGUCAAACGAGCGUCUCUGGGAUUCUUCAUCAGGAAAUGCUCUAGAGCGAACAUUCUACGUCUGGGGAGUGAGGUCGUCAUCCAACGAUGGCAGGGGAUCUCUACAGCCCCCCAUCCCCACUCGGGGACUCUUUACUGGACAACCCUCUUUGUGAGGACCUCAUGGAGGACCUUCAAAACAUUUCUCAGUCCAUUGGAGAAGACACUCAUGGAUUUGAUUUCCCAGAGUACCAGAGCGCCCAUUCGGGGUCGGAGAACUCCAUUGCGUUGGACACCUUAACUCCAGCCUCCAGUCCGUCACCAGUGGGCUGUCGGGAGGCGCCGGAUCCCGACGAGUUCUUAGGCGCCAUCAGCCUGGAGUGCAAAGUGUGUUCAGACAAAGCGUCGGGCUUCCACUACGGCGUUCACGCCUGCGAGGGUUGCAAGGGUUUCUUCAGGAGAACGCUCCGGCUCAAGCUGGAGUACGACAAGUGCGAACGACGCUGCAAAAUCCAGAAGAAAAACCGAAACAAGUGCCAGUACUGCCGCUUCCACAAGUGCCUUUCGGUGGGCAUGUCCCACAACGCCAUCCGCUUCGGUCGCAUGCCCCAGGCGGAGAAGAUAAAGCUGAAGGCGGAGAGCAAGAUUGUGAAGAAGAUAGAAGUUAGCCCUACGCGGUCCGACCACAAAGUCCUCAUUGGGUGCAUCCACGAAGCCUACAUGAAGAACUUCAACAUGAACAAAGCAAAAGCUCGGCUCAUACUCACCGGCAAGGCGAGCAAGCCGGUAAAGCGACCUAUUUUCCGGUGUUUUUUUCCAAACUUCUGCUUACGUAAUGUUCUUUGUCUUUCUCGUAAGCCUUUUGUAAUCCACGACAUGGAGACUUUCCAGCUAGCAGAGCAGACGCUAGCGGCGCAAGUGUCGAGGGGGAGCGAUGUGGAGGCUCACGACGGGCUGCGGGCGGGGGUGCUGAUCGCCGCCGUGGGAUGCGGCGGACUCCGGCGGAGGGAGGCCGAAGCGCGACUCUUCCAUUGCUGCCAAAGCACCUCCGUGGAGACGGUCACCGAGCUCACCGAGUUCGCUAAAGCUAUUCCGAGCUUCCAGAACCUCGACUUGAACGACCAGGUGACUCUUCUCAAGUACGGCGUUUACGAGGCCCUCUUCACGCUCCUGGCCUCGUGCAUGAACAAAGACGGGCUCCUGGUGGCACGUGGCGGCGGAUUCAUCACCCGCGAGUUCCUCAAGAGCCUGCGGCGGCCGUUCAGCGACAUGAUGGAGCCCAAAUUCCAGUUCGCCACACGCUUCAACUCCCUAGAACUGGACGACAGCGACCUGGCGCUCUUCGUGGCCGCCAUCAUCUGCUGCGGAGACCGUCCUGGUCUGGUGGACGCAAGUCUGGUGGAGCAGCUUCAAGAAGGCAUCGUAUUGGCUCUGCGGCUCCAUCUGCAGGCCAACCACCCCGACGACGCCUUCCUCUUCCCGAGACUGUUGCAGAAACUGGCCGAUCUGCGGGAACUGGUGACCGAGCACGCUCAGUUGGUGCAGGAAAUUGAAACGACGGAGGACGCGUCGCUGCAUCCUCUCCUCCAGGAGAUCUACAGGGAUAUGUACUAAGUCCGACCUUAAUGUAUUAAUUUAGAUCUUUAUUAUCAAAAGGGGCCAUAGAUGUAUGUGAUGGUGAUGUUUAAAACUAUUUUACAAUAUUAUUUAAGAUUUUUGGAUUUCAAUUUUGUGCCUUCAGAUGUGUCAAUGUGCCUUACACACUUUAGUGGCAUAAAAGUUGUCUACAGAAUUUUGGGAAAAAAUUGAUGUUUCCCCCAAAAUUUGCCAGAAACUGUCCCAAUCAUUUCUAUUGGAAUGCCAAUGACAGUCCAAAUUUCCCAUUCAUUUCCAGUGGCAUUUACUUUGCAUUGAUGGCCAAGUACAGAGAUGCCAUAUAUGUCAAUUAUAUUGAUGCUAAUGUACUUGGACUCCAUUGACGCAAAGGUAAGUUGAUGCCAUAUAAGGCCAUGUACGUCCAAAUUUCCCAUUCAUUUUCAAGAGCAUUUAAAUUGCAUUGACCUGAUACCACCAGGACAUGUCCCCAAAAUGUCCCCAAAUCAACACGAAGUGUCCUGAUAUGACCAGGACACGUCCCCAAAUCAACAGGCACUGACCUGAUAUGACCAGGACAUGUCCCAGAAAUGUCCCCACAUCAACAAGAAGUGACCUGAUAUCAAUAGGGCAUGUCCCCAAAAUCUCCCCUAAUCAAGGCAAUGUGACCUGAUAUGACCAGGACAUGUCCCAGAAAUGUCCCCAAAUCAAUGGGAAGUGACCUGAUUAAUUAAUAGGGCAUGUCCACAAAUCAACAGGAAGUGACCUGAUAUCAAUAGAACAUGUCCCCAAAAUAACAAGAAGUGACCUGAUAUCAAUAGGACAUGUCCCCAAAAUGUCCCGAAAUCAACACGAAGUGUUCUGAUAUGACCAAGUCAUGUCCCCAAAUCAACAGGAUGUGACCUGAUAUGACCAGGACAUGUCCCCGAAUCAACAGGAAGAGACCUGAUAUCACUCAUGCAUGUCCCCGAAUCAACAGGAAGUGACCUGAUAUCAAUCGGAAAUGUCCCAAAAUGUCCCCAAGUCAACACGAAGUGUCCUGAUAUGACCAGGACAUGUUCCCAGAUCAACAGGAACUGACCUGAUAUGCCCAGUACAUGUCCCCAAAUCAACAGGAAGUGACCUGAUAUCAAUAGGACAUGUCCCCAAAAUGUCCCCAAAUCAACACAAAGUGUCCCGAUAUCACCAAGACAUGUCCCCAAAUCAACAUAAAGUGACCUAAUAUGAUGAGGACAUGUCCCAGAAAUGUCCCCAAAUCGACAGGAAGUGACCUGAUAUGAUGAGGGCAUGUCCCAGAAAUGUCCCCAAAUAAACAGGAAGUGACCUGAUAUCACCAAGACAUGUCCCCAAAUCAACAGGAUGUGACCUGAUCUCACCAGGAUAGGUCCCCAAAUCAACAUAAAGUGACAUAAUAUGAUGAGGACAUGUCCCAGAAAUGUCCCCAAAUCAACAGGAAGUGACCUGAUAUCACCAGGACAUGUCCCCAAAUUAACAUAAAGUGACCUAAUAUGAUGAGGACAUGUCCCAGAAAUGUCCCCAAAUUGACAGAAAGUGACCUGAUAUGAUGAGGGCAUGUCCCAGAAAUGUCCCCAAAUAAACAGAGAGUGACAUGAUAUGUACAGGAAAUGUCCCCAAAUCAACAGGAAGUGACCUAAUAUGAUGAGGACAUGUCCCAGAAAUGUCCCCAAAUCGACAGGAAGUGACCUGAUAUCACUCGUACAUGUCCCCGGAUCAACAGGAAGUGACCUGAUAUCAAUAGGACAUGUCCCGAAAUCAACAUGAAAUGUCCUGAUAUGACCAGGACAUGUCCCCAAAUAAACAGAAAGUGACCUGAUAUGUCCCAGAAAUGUCCUCAAAUCGACAGGAAGUGACCGGAUACAACCAGGACAUGUCCCAGAAAUGUCCCCAAAUCAACAGGAAAUGACGACAUGUCUCAGAAAUGUCCCCAAAUCAAGAGGAAGUGAGCUGAUAAUCAUUAGGGCAUGUCUCCAAAUCAACAGGAAGUGACCUGAUAUCAAUAGGACAUGUCCCCAAAUCAACAUGAAGUGACCUGAUAUCAAUAGGACAUGUCCCAGAAAUGUCCCCAAACAAACAGGAAGUGACCUGUUACGACCAGGACAUGUCCCCGAAAUGUCCCCAAAUCAACAGGAAGUGACCUAAUAUGACCAGGAAGUGUCCCAGGAAUGUCUCUAAAUCGACAGGAAAUGACCUGAUAUCAAUAAGAUGUCCCCAAAAUGUCCCCAAAUCAACAUGAAGUGUCCUGAUAUGACCGGGACAUGUCCCCAAAUCAACAGGAAUUGACCUGAUAUCAAUAGGACAUAUCCCCAAAUCAACUGGUACCCUGAUAUCACCACUCAUACACAUUCAUAAAUACAAAUACUGUUAAUCUCAAACUCAUAAAUGAAACUGUAGACCAAUAAUAUUUGGUGAAAUAUUGUGUGAUGGUGCUUUAUACAUACACAUGCGACAACUGUGAAAUAAACUAUGAUGCAGAAUUGCU
Molecule: messenger RNA, 6443 nt
Organism: Corythoichthys intestinalis (scribbled pipefish)
Lineage: Eukaryota; Metazoa; Chordata; Actinopteri; Syngnathiformes; Syngnathidae
Product: peroxisome proliferator-activated receptor alpha-like
Exons: 7
Coding region: 2459-3964 (501 amino acids)
Biological process (GO): positive regulation of transcription by RNA polymerase II; negative regulation of inflammatory response; hormone-mediated signaling pathway
Cellular component (GO): nucleus
Molecular function (GO): RNA polymerase II cis-regulatory region sequence-specific DNA binding; nuclear receptor activity; zinc ion binding
Source: RefSeq, a predicted model, not a curated record